Messenger RNA from Myxocyprinus asiaticus (Chinese sucker), 1502 nucleotides. Its product is annotated as novel acetylcholine receptor chaperone-like. Bases 132 to 614 code for a protein of 160 amino acids. Gene Ontology annotation, molecular function: acetylcholine receptor regulator activity. The record is from RefSeq and is a predicted model, not a curated record. Gene Ontology annotation, biological process: chaperone-mediated protein complex assembly; positive regulation of protein localization to cell surface. Gene Ontology annotation, cellular component: endoplasmic reticulum. NCBI's taxonomy places the organism in Eukaryota, Metazoa, Chordata, Actinopteri, Cypriniformes, Catostomidae. The transcript has 2 exons.
UCUGCAGCUAUACCUACUUGGCCAUAUUUGACUGUACUGGAGUCCUUCACCCCCUUCAGCAUCUUCAGAAGGACAGAGAAGAAAGCAGAAGCGGGGCAGCGGAUGCCAGACGAAAGGAGACUUUACCGAAGAUGGCCACGCCAAGAACAGUAACCAUUGUCGCCCUAUCCUUCGCACUGGGUCUUUUUUUCGUAUUCAUGGGCACGAUUAAACUCACGCCAAGAUUAAGCAAAGAUGCAUACAAUGAGAUGAAAAGAGCAUACAAGAGUUAUGCCAAGGCCCUUCCAGCAUUGAAAAAAAUAGGCGUUUCGUCUGUACUUCUGCGCAAGAUUAUUGGUACUCUUGAAGUGGGAUGUGGAGUGGUUUUGACCCUAGUGCCAGGGAGACCAAAAGACGUGGCCAACUUUAUUCUGCUGCUGGUCAUGCUAGCAGUGCUUUUCUUCCACCAGCUGGUUGGAGAUCCUCUAAAACGCUAUGCCCAUGCCCUGGUGUUUGGCAUUUUGCUGACUUGUCGGCUGCUCAUUGCUCGCCAGGGUGAGGACCGGCCUGAGAGGGAGGAGAGACGAGAGGAGCAGAUCAAUGCUCAGGAAAAGAACAAAGUCAAAGUUUCUUAGCUCCACAAUUUUAACACUGAGCACCUGGCAGCAGAUCCCUAUAUGUUUCUCUGGAUAGUUGAGAUUGUGCUCAGAAAAAAAGACAGUAGCCCCAAAAGGUGAUUUCUGUCCCUCACUUACAUGUCAGCAGUCCACAAAUCAGUUCUUAGUUUAUGUUACCUCAUGUCUUCUGAUUUGAAUGCUCUUAUUUAAAUACAAAUCUUCACCUUGGACAAUCACCAUUGUGGGAACUGUUUUGGCUGUUGUUCUGCAGCAAAAUAUUAAACUACUGUCAUUCCCUGCUGUAAUUUGAAUGCCUUCAUUGAACAAUAUUAUAGGACAUGCCACUUUUAAGAUCAUAUUGUGAUACAGGUAGCUUCAAAUGCUGACAUUAUCUUUUGUGAUGUUUUAUUUACUUUCUGAACUACUGUAGGUUGAAACCGGUUAUACAAAUCCAUUUAUGCUAACAUUGAGGGUUUUUGUUAAAACAUUAAAAUCGUUAAGAGUAUAAAAAUUCCCACCAAUCAUUUAAUAUGAUUUAAUGAUCAUUAAGAGCUCACACAUGAUCUGCAGAUACAUUUUAUUCUUCAGUUUGACCUUGCCCAUGAAUCAAAGCCUUUUCCGGGUCCUCUAAUUCUGUCAUAAUAAUCAUCAAAAAUGAACACCUAGACCACAUUUGUUCAGAUACAUUUGAUAUACUUUAUUUAUGUAAAAGUUCUGCGUAUUAUUUAUUGUAAUGUAUCUGUUUUUUUUUAAUUACACGAGGAAAUGUUUGAAGUUUUGUUUCUUUUACUGAAUCUGGUUUUUCUAGCUGACACUUGAAAUUGUCCAAUAAAAAUCUUAUCCUUGGAAUCGGAUGCUUUCUUACUUCUUUUAAGAGCUAGAAAUAUACAAAUUUAUUUAUUUUUC